GUCAGUCUUGCUUUAACUUUUAAGGGAAAUGUUCCUACAUUCUUAGUUAUCACGCAAGAACUUUGAAAUUUGGAUGUUCUCAAUGAAUUAUGCUACAGAAUGAACUAUCUGCGUCGUAGGCUUUCUUGUCAACCUCCAGCAACUUCCCUCUUCACCUGCUUCCUGUCUGUGCAGUCUAGAUACCCAGUAUCGGCCUGAGACACAGGAAUGAGUCAUCCUCUGCCCAAACAGGUGGCAGUGGUCACACCCGCAGAAACAGUGUGAGGCAGGUUGCUGGCAGCACAAUAUAUAGCUCCAGGGGAAAAAGUCCAGUGACAGAGCAGCAUGGCUUCUGACAGAGGUCCUUCAGCUGGAGAUGCUACCUCGAGGAGAAGAAUUGAACCCUGGGAAUUUGAAGUCUCCUUUGACCCUCGAGAACUCUGUAAAGAGACCCGUCUGCUCUAUGAAAUCAAGUGGGACAAGAGCCAGCGCGUCUGGCGACACUCGGGCAAAAACACCACCAAGCACGUUGAAUGCAAUUUUAUAGAAAAAGUUACUUCAGAAAGAAGUUUUCACCGAUCCGUCAGCUGCUGCAUCAUCUGGUUCUUGUCCUGGAGUCCCUGCUGGGAAUGCUCCAAGGCUAUUCGGGAAUUUUUGAAUCAGCAUCCUAGAGUGACCCUGCGUAUUUACGUAGCACGGCUUUUCCAGCACAUGGACCGGCGAAACCGGCAAGGACUCAGAGACCUGAUUCGCAGUGGUGUGACUAUCCAGAUUAUGCGACCCACAGAGUAUGAUUACUGCUGGAGGCAUUUUGUCAACUACCCACCUGGGAAAGAAGCUCACUGGCCAAGAUACCCGCCUCUGUUUAUGAAGCUGUAUGCACUGGAACUCCACUGCAUAAUUCUAGGUCUCCCUCCCUGUUUAAAUAUUUCAAGAUAUCAGAAUCAGCUGACCUUGUUCAGACUUAUUCCUCAAAAUUGCCAUUACCAAAUGAUUCCACCCCAUAUCCUUUUACAUACAGGGUUGAUACAACUUCCUUUGACUUGGAGAUGAAUAGAGUAUAUACUGUUUCAUGAACAGGAACUGAUGGCCCACUAAAGAGUACCAUUAGAAUCGAGAAAUUUUACGUUUGCAUUUCUAUACACUAACAACAUGUUAUCUGGAAAAGAAAUUUAAAAAAAAAAUCCCAUUUAUAGUAGCAAUGAAAAAUGAUAAAAUACUUCGGAAUUAAUUUGACCGAGGAGGUGAAAGAUCUGUACACUGAAAUCUACAAGAGAGAUUGAAGAAGACACAAACAAAUGGAAAGACAUCCGAUGGUCGUGGAUGGAAGAAAUAAUAUUGUUAAAAUGUCUCUACUGUACAAAGGCAUCUAUAAAUUCAAUGCAGUCCCUAUCAAGAUUCCAAUGGUAUUUUUUACAGAAAUGAAAGAAAAAUCCUAAAUUUCAUAUGGAGCAACAGAAGACCCUGAAUAGCCAAAGCAAUCCUUAUGUAUCUGAAGGAAAUGAAAUCAUUUUCUCAAAGAAAUAUCUGCACUUCUGUGUUCAUUGUAGCAUUAUUUACAAUAGCCAAGACCUGAAAACAAUCUAAGUAUCCACCAACAGAUGAAUGGAUAAAGAAGAUGUGGUAUAUAUACAUAUAUACACACACAAUGGAAUAUUAUAUAGCCAUAAAAAGGAAGAAAAUCCUGCCCUUUGCAACAACAUAGAAGAAACUUGAAGGCAUUUUGCUCUUUGAAAUAAGUCAGAGACAGACAAAUACUAUAUGAUCUCACUAAUAUGUGGACUCUUAAAAAAAUCUGACCUCAAAAAAAAAAAAAAAAUCUGACCUCAUGGAAAGAGACAAAAUUAGUGGUUGCCAGGGACAGGAGUGAAAGUGGUCAGAGGGUAGAAACUUUCAGUGUUGUUUUUUGGGUUUUUUUGACUACACCAUGCGGCUUGUGGGAUCUUAGUUCUCCAACUAAGGAUUAAACCCAGCACUCGGCGGUGAGAGCGCAGAGUCCUAACCACUGGACCGCCAGGGAAUUCCUGGACAAACUUUCAGUUUUAAGAUGAACAAAUUCUGGGGAUAUAAGGUACAGCAUGGUGAUUAUAGUUUAUACUGUAUUGUGCAAUUGAAAUUUUCUAAGAGUAGAUCUUAAAUGUUCUUGCCAUACACAAAGAGGUGUAAGUCUGUGUGGUGAUGAAUGUGUUAACUUACCUUAUUGUAGUAAUCAUUUUGCAAUAUAUACAUAUAUCAAAUCAUUACGUUGUACACCUUAACGUAGUGGGGCUUCCCUGGUGGCACAGUGGUUAAGAAUCCACCUGCCAAUGCAGGGGACACAGGUUCGAUCCCUGGUCGGGGAAGAUUCCACAUGCUGCGGAGCAACUAAGCCCAUGGGUCACAACUACUGAAGCCCGCGCACCUAGAGCCCGUGCUCUGCAACAAGAGAAGCCACGACGAUGAGAAGCCCACGCAUCACAGCGAAGACCCAACACAGCCCAAAAUAAUAACAAAUAAAUAAAUUAAUUAAUUAAAAAAAAGACUUACACAAUGUUAUGUCUCAAUUAUAUUCAAUAAUACUGGGGGGAAAAGAGAUUAAAACAAAAGAAUAUAGAAAUUUUCACAAAUAACAGUAUCACGGAUAGCAUUAUCUACUGCUGUAUCACAAAUUACCCCGCUACUUUGCAGGCUGAAAACAACAAUAAAUAUUUACUAUGUCACAGUUUCUCUGGGUCAGGAAUUCAGGAGUCCCUUACUGUGUUCGUGUCUCAGGAUAUCUCAGGAGGUUGCUGCCAAGCUGUCAGCCAGGAUUGCAGUCAUCUCCAGCCUUGACAGAGGCUACAGAAUGUGCUUCCCGGGUGGCAUACACACGUGGCUGCGAGCGGGCACCCGUGGAUGGUGGGAAGUCUCAGUUUUUCAUCAUGUAGGCCUCUGCACAGGGAUGCUUAAAAGUCCUCAUGACUUUGUGGCUGGCUUCCUACAGAGCAAGUGGCCUAAGACAGACCAGGGCAGAAUUUGCCAUGUCUUGGAAUCAUACACUAUUUCUUCUGCAGUGUUCUUGGGUCACACUGGCCAGCUACAAUUCAAUGUUGAGUGGGGGGAACCACACAAGGACUUGAAUCCCAGGAGAUGAGAAUCAUUGGAGGCCAUCUUUGGGUUUGACCUGUAGGGACAUUUGCUGUGACUUCAGGACAAAUAAUUCCAUGGAGCCAAUUUCUCAGAAGAUGCUAAAGGGAAACAAAGGACAAAGUAGCAUCUAAAUACAGAAAAGGGUUAUUUCUCGCUCCCGUUGCGAGUCUAAUGUUAUUUGGGUGGAACGUUUUUGCUCUCUGUGGUUACUCAGGGACCUCAUUUUCUACCAUCUGGUGACUCCACCAUCUCCUAUGGCCUUGAAGUCCUCUGCUGAAUUCUCUACGCUCAGCUGGCCCACAGGAGAGAGAGAGAGACAGAGGCGCACAGAGAAGGAAAGCAUUAAAGCAGUGUGAAAGGGUUUUUUUUAGAAUCAAGGACUGGAAAUGGCAAACGUCACUUCUGACCUGAUUCCUCUAAGCCAAAAUCAGACCAGUGACCCCACCCAGCUUUAAGGGAGGCUACAAAACACAGUCCAGCCACGUGCCCUGGAAGGAGAGGAAAUGGGGUUUGGUUGAACACAUGACGUGUCUGUACAAGGAGGAAACUAGGAAACAGAAACUUUGUGGCCAGGGUCAGAUAGGCAGUACCACGGCAGAAAUGAAACUAAAAGGCAGUGUGCUGUGGUUUUGUUUUCCUUUCCUUGGCAUUCAGAAUAUGCUGGUAACCAAAACAUGACCGCUUUUCAGAAUGGGCUAAGGCUGCUCAGUCGUUCGCCUGGCUUGCCUUCCUGGGGUGGCAUGGGGAUAAGGCGGUCUUCUCUGGGAGGCAUAAGUAGGGGCUGCCACCUUAUUAGAUGUCUGUGUGAAGACUGUCUGUGCAUAUUUAAAAACUGCUGUGGAGGAGUUAGCGACAGGGAGGGCGAGGGCCCUGGGCUUAGUUUUGGGGGAGGAGGUGGCCAGUUUAGGGUCUCAGGGGACAGGUGGGGAAGAUGGCAGAGUUAGAUGGGGCUGGGGGGGUGGGGGGGUGCCAGGAGAAGGAAGGUUGAAGGGGAGACUAGAUGUUGGGGGAACUGUGCUGGGAAGAGCUGCGUCGGAAGUGUCCACAGUAACCCGUGGGGGAGGAGAACACCCCAGGCCUGGCUGUCGCAGCUGCCUGCUGGAAAAGGGGGGCCUGACCUCUAGGAGGGCGCCGCUCCUGUACAGAGGGUUGUGAACCCGCCUGGGGAUGAGGCCUGGUGUUGUGGAAACUGAUCUUAGCUUCGCGGGGCUGACAGUUCUGGCCCAGGGCGGUGGCAGUGCACCCCUUUGGACUUUUCCUCUAGGUUCCAUGCUUACCUCUUCUGUGACCUCACUCUACCCUUCCUCCUCCCUCUUAACUCUCUCGAGGUUACCCCUUCACUUAAAACGUUGCUUCUGGUAAUCUGGUAAGCCGGGAAAGUUGCUGGAGUCCCUGCCGGAGUCGGUAUUGUCGGUAAUCCCGAAGGAGGAGAGGCGUCCCCAGCGGAGACUCUGGGUGGGCGGGUUGGUCUUGCUUGCCGGUGGAGAGGGUGGGGAUGGAAGGUGCACCCUUGGGUGGGCCCACAGCGAUGGUACCAGCUGAAAGGUACAGAAAUGCUUCAUAGACUGUGGUCUGUUACUGCAGUGUUCAUCAUGGCAAGCCGGUGGCACCAGGAGAAAUGGAGCCCCUGGCCAGUGUGAGUCGUAGCCGUGCAGGAGGGGAGACCCUGGAGGAGGAGAGAGCCCGCCUAAAUUGAUGUCUACAGAUUGAAUUUCCAGAGGCUUAGGAGGAGGAGUUCUCCAAUGUCCUGUUUCCAGGCCUUGCUCAGGAAGCCCUGUAUUCAUUCAGGAGACCACCCUGUAAGGUUUUCAGAUGAGCUUACGAGGGGGCAAUCUUUAAAAGUCCAAAGCAGAUGCAUCCGGGGCCUUCAGCAGAUGCGUUGCUUUGAGUGUGUAAUCCGGGAGCAGCGAUCUCUGGGCACGUGAAUGCCAGCAGGCGCCUCUCCUGUUCGGGGUGGAGGUUUUCAGAUGCUGCAUCUUCUCAAUUCAGCCUCCUGUUGUACUAGUUCUGUGCUACGCACCUUGCUCCCGGAGGACUCGUCAGCUGUAGAACAUUUUAACGCGAUGCCACAACACAGAGUGCUGCCUUGUAGACGGAGCUCGCAGAUGCAUCCCCGUGCCCCUCUCAUCUACCCGCCCGCCUUCCUGCGCAUUGGUCAGAGGAAUUCUUAGUGUGAUGAUAUAAUCUGUGUGUUAGGAAAGUGUUCAAGAUUGAAUGCCUUAGGCAAAUACUUAAAUGAGCCAACUGGCAAAUUGAGGGGGUCAUUGUACUGUGCUGGAGGUACGGGUUGGUCACGCCCCAAUUGUGAUAGAAACGGCAGGUCUAGUUUGGGCAUUCCUACUAAGAAGGGAGUGGUCAGGAUACCGGUAGUGAUCUUUGAUUCAUCUUGCUCUUUGUGUUUUUUAACUUCAGUUUUACUUGAUCAGAUUUGAGAGUAAUCUUAGUGUUCAAAUGGGAGGACCCUGAGGUGAGGGGUGGUGGGGAGGGAAAAGCCUGCCGCAGGUGCUGGGAGGGGUGGGAGGGGUGGGCGUGAAGAAAGGGAGAAGGGGGGAGGGUUGUGGUUAGGUGUGGGUUGCAGAGGGUGGGAGUGGUAGGGAAUGUGGGUUGAAGGGAAUUCUCUGGAGAAAAGAUCAGUAGACAGAGCUCUGGGGAAUUAUAUAGAGCUCAUGGGCAAAGAAAUUACUAGUUAAUAGUAAAUUGUUAAUGCUAGUUAAAUUAUCGCUUGUAAGCACAGAAAACAGUUGCUUAGAAACUUUCUAAAAUGCUUAAAACUCUGCUAAGUGCAGGGGGAAAAGCAAAACUGCUUUGCUGCAAGAUGGGGAAGACGGAAAAGGUAACUGAAGACCUGGUUAUUGGUGGCUUGAAAGAUGGCUGUCAGAAACUUGCAUCAGCAGGUUAGCAUCCUUCACUGCUUUCAAGCUUCUUACGUGGUUCAUCUGGAGAUGUGUGGUAUUUGGGAGAGGUCUUGGAAAAGACUUUAAAUACCCAUGUUGUGGGCUUUUAAAGUAAGCUUGAGAUUUUGGAGUGCACUUAAGAUGGUGAGAUGUACUCUUCUGGGUUUGCAACGUUGUUUUUCACUGAGGUUUUGCAGUUGAAAACUUGAGCAAAGUGAAAAUGCAAUGAAUUCUAAAGCAAUUUUGUGUUACUUCCUGCCUUAUAAGCACAUCUCUUCUUUGUGAUGAGUGUUCAUUAGAAACAGCAAGAGUUUUUACUUUUCGUCGUCAUUGUAACAAGGAGAACCUAAUGACUUUGUGAUCACUGUGAAAUUACUGUCAUAUUUGGGAGCAAACAAUCCAUGUAGGCUUGCCAAGGUUACAGUUAGUAAUCCACUGUCUCUUUAGCUUGAACGUUUGUGUUUUUUAAGUGAUAACCGUAUUAGAGGGGAAACUAGCAGCCAAACUCAGUUUGGGAAAUAAGCAAAACGGGGGAUGGGGAGGUGCUUUAGUACUAGAUUAUGGUGUGUUUGUGAGAAUUCAGGGAACGGUCCGAAUCCUUUGUGAUAAAGUAAUACCAGUGGCUUUUUUAUCUUGUCCCUCUUCCCAUUGAAUUUCACUUUGAAAAUUUUAAAU
Molecule: messenger RNA, 6656 nt
Organism: Orcinus orca (killer whale)
Lineage: Eukaryota; Metazoa; Chordata; Mammalia; Artiodactyla; Delphinidae
Gene: APOBEC1
Product: apolipoprotein B mRNA editing enzyme catalytic subunit 1
Exons: 5
Coding region: 325-1032 (235 amino acids)
Biological process (GO): cytidine to uridine editing
Cellular component (GO): nucleus; cytoplasm
Molecular function (GO): cytidine deaminase activity; RNA binding; zinc ion binding
Source: RefSeq, a predicted model, not a curated record